Messenger RNA from Paraglomus brasilianum, 1641 nucleotides. The record is from the annotation of a GenBank genome assembly. NCBI's taxonomy places the organism in Eukaryota, Fungi, Glomeromycota, Glomeromycetes, Paraglomerales, Paraglomeraceae.
AUGCUGGCCAAAUUCUUCUUCAAUUUAUUUACCGGCUGCGACAACGGUAACAACAAUAAACACGUCGACACUGUCUCAGUCAGUAAAUGUCCAUUUGCUAACAGCCCAUCGUAUCGCACCAAUUCUGCUAAACGAAACUCUACCGAUUACCACAAGAGAAAUUCUUCUUCGGGCGCAUAUACACCAUCUUUUACGUCUUACAUAUUUCCAAACACAAACAUAUCGUUGCUAAAUGCCAAGUUCAAAGCAUCGUCCAAAGCUUCACCGCCUCCCUCCCCCGCGCGUCCGACUCCAUACACAUACCCCCGCGACAGCUUAAACAGCCUUUUCAAAAAUGUAAACAACUCGUGGCCUCCAAAGAGUUCUCCUUCAACUGUACCAUACCCGCUCUCGCUAUACGUUCAACUUUGUGACCAAAUACCGUCACGCAUGACAUCAGAUGCAUACACUCAUGUUGAAUUUAUGGCAUGGAUGAUCGAAUAUUUGUCCAAAAAUAUAUUGCAUGUAAUGACCGAUGUUAUGAACAAAAUUGAAGCACUACAACCGGGGGAUGGUCAUUAUGAAGCCAUGUUAAGCUGUCUAAGCGUUUGUCUUCUUUCAUACCGUUGGGGUCCUCUUCCUAACGGUUCUUCCGUUGCCUGUGUCUCGUCUCUCCAGCUCCCAAGCGAGUUAACCAUACCAUUUACACGAUUGACAUCUCGAAUAGGGUUACCGCCUUGUCCUACAUUGUAUUCGACUAUAUUGUGUAAUUGGACCGAGUCCACUACCCUCAAUAUCGAUAAUGAAGAAGUUGUUUGGCCACUCGAUACAAGAUUUACGUUUAGCAUGAGAGACGAUAAAGACAUAGGAUCAACCACAGAGAGAGGAUUCUAUCUUAGUGUUAUUAGAAUGGAGAGCAUGGCAAAAAAAUUAUAUGAGCGUGCUGCUACGUUGGUUGAACUUGUGAAUGGAUACGCGGAUAUUCCAUCAAAGCCAAUGAGCAAGACUACAAAGGACAACACAGGAAUGAAAGAGCAAAAGAUAAUUGAAGCAAUGUCUCAACUACGUCAUUCUGCUACGCAAGUCUUUCGCGUAUUCUAUAGCAUGACUGCUAAAAGUACCCAAUCAUCUCGCGGUUGUCCAUUUGCCUCUCCGUUUGCAAUGUCUGCAUCCGCAUGGUCGACACACGCACAGACACCAACGGGUUGGGAAUUGUCGGGUUUCAAGGGCAUUUCUGGAUCUCAAUCACUAAUCAUUCCAGUGUUGGACACUGUUCUAUCAUGUGUUGGUACAUCGCCUGCAUAUCUAGAUGCGGUUGACUCGUAUAAGCACUAUACAACGCAGACCAUGCGAAAUUUCGUUGAUUCCAUCAAAAACGCUCCGGUAUCUCUUCGUGAAUAUGUGAUGAAGUCAAAAUCGGUUGCACUCAGGAAAGAGUACAAUCAAUUAAUCAAUUCUUUGGCAGUGUUUAGAAUGGGGCAUAGGGCAGUUGGAAAGAAGUAUCUUGGGGGAGGAGAGGGUAACGCAGAGGCAGAAAAAACUGCAGGUGAAUUGGUUGAUAAAAUACGAAAAGAUGGUGAGUCAACGGUUGAUACGUUCGCUAGGGCAAUGACAGAGAGAAUAUUAGAAACAAAAAAAUUGCUUGUAGAAGAAAUACGUUAG